GUCGGUUCUCUGAGGUACUUCAGUGCCUUGCCUCUCAUUUCUCAUUGAAUUCGAUGCGAAGUCACACUCACUCCACGGCAACGGAACCUAUUUGCGACCGUAUCAUUCCCUACAACAACCAGACGGCAGUCAUUCCGGGUUACGAAGGGAUACCACAAAAUGUGCUUAUUAAUAUGGUCUCUUGGGCGUUUCUCUUGCUUUUAUUUGCUAUCUUUCGAAAAUUUGCCUGGGAUUAUGGUCGAAUGGCGCUGACGAAACCAAAAAGAAGCAAAUGGGCACAGUUGUUCUACUCCGAAGUCCGAAGGUCCCAUAGUGACACUGAGUCGCACGAUAGCACAGAGGUAGCUUUCGCUAGUCGCGACCGCGGUUUUUUGUCUUGGAUCAAGACUUGUUUCACUCUCACAAACUCUGAUUUAGAGAGGAAGGCAGGGAUUGAUGCGGUUCACUAUCUCCGCUUUCAAUUUUACCUGAUCGUCUACUCGGCGAUCACGAUGUUCUUUUGUCUCGUGGUUAUUUUACCACUGAACAUGAAGGGAACCUUGAAAUCUUCCGACUUGCAAGCUUUUGGUGUAACCACCAUAUCCAACCUUUCGGGGGAUUCACCCAUGCUGUGGGCGCACGUGAUCCUCGGAUUUGCUUUCUUUUUGCUAGCAUUCGCGUUGUUGCAACACUUCUCUGGACGAUUGCUUCGUGAGGCUUCGCGUGUGAACAUAAUCUCUCAGCGAACAUUAAUGAUAUCUGGUAUCUCUCGAUCCCAUUGUCAACGUGAUUUGAUCCUACGGCACUUCAGAGAGGCCUUUCCGGACUGCGAAAUAGAUGAUAUUCAAGUCUGCUUUGACAUACGUCGCUUGGUGAACCUGGAAAGUCGUUGGUGA
Dicrocoelium dendriticum is the source of this 875-nucleotide messenger RNA. The record is from the annotation of a GenBank genome assembly. Lineage: Eukaryota; Metazoa; Platyhelminthes; Trematoda; Plagiorchiida; Dicrocoeliidae.